AUGACGCAUGCAGAACUGGAUCAUCGUCGCUCAUUGCCUCUUUGGGCAGAAAGAGAUUCAGCUCUCCUAUUCGUCCACUCGGUCCUUCGAGAUGAGCCAAAUAACAUCUUCGCUCACUGGUUCAAAAACAUUGAUUGUGCAUGUUCAGGCGCAAUCUUGAGAUGUUUUCUCCUGGGGCGCUGGAGGAAAAAAGCGGAGAGGAUCGGAGGAAGUCGUAAAGGCGAACGGGUGUCUCCUUGCUACGAGAUGCGGCCAGGAGUCAGUGACCUCAACGUUCCGUUACCGCUAUCCUAUGUCCCAGUCCAAAAGACGAAAGGUAUGCCUCGAAGGCUGCAAGAAGAAUUCCAAAACGGCACGGAGAAGACCGAGAUGAUGCUGGGAGGGUUGAAUCCCUUUUUCUCGGCUUCACAUGGUAACCCAGAUAUUGGUGUAAAUAGCCCUCUUUGCGGAUGGAACUAUCAACGGCUCGCGUUUGAUCGUCGUUCCUACGGAUCUCUUAAACGUGGCAACGACGCUGAUCGCACGAAGCCAUUCGACACGCUCAUGGCGAACAUUUGUACUAGGAGAGGAUUCCCGAGGACAAGAUACAGCGACGAUCGCCCCUGAGAAAAGAUGACUGGCAGCAGGACACAAGAGCGUCGGCUAGUGUGCCCCCAAUUUGCC
Molecule: messenger RNA, 663 nt
Organism: Neurospora hispaniola
Lineage: Eukaryota; Fungi; Ascomycota; Sordariomycetes; Sordariales; Sordariaceae
Exons: 4
Coding region: 1-606 (201 amino acids)
Source: RefSeq, a predicted model, not a curated record